AAAGCUCGGUCCAUUUCAACCUGCUGUUGUAAGUAACUGAUCAUGUCUCACUCAGGUGCUCAAGGCAGCAUUGGUAGCCACUCUACCAUUGGGCUGCGCAAUUCAAAGAUAUACCUCUACGAACACGAGAACUUCCAGGGUCGUAAGAUGGACCUGUUUGCAGAGUGCCGUAACCUGUCUGAGAAGGGUUUUGAAAAGAUUGGCUCCAUCAGGGUAGAGAAUGGACCCUGGGUGGGUUAUGAGCAGCAGAACUUGACUGGGGAGAUGUUCAUUCUGGAGAAGGGAGAGUACCCUCGCUGGGACACCUGGUCCAACAGCUACAGGUGUGACCGCUUUAUGUCAGUCAGGCCCGUCCGCAUGGACCCCCAGGACCAUAAGAUUUGCUUGUAUGAAAGCACAAACUUCGAGGGUCGUAAGAUGGAGGUGUGCGACGAGGAUAUUCCCAGCCUGUGGUCGUAUGGCUUCCAGGAUCGUGUUGCCAGCAUUCAGGUCACUGGUGGAACCUGGGUGGGCUACCAGUACCCUGGCUACCGUGGCUACCAGUACGUGUUCGAAAUGGGCCCAUACAAGCACUGGAACGAGUGGGGGGCCCACCACCCACAGAUCCAGUCCAUCCGCAGGGUGAGGGACAUGCAGACGCAUCGCAGGGGCUGCUUUGAGAUGUCCGCAUAAAGAGGGGUCCAACAGACUGUGGGCGAAGGGAAUAGCAAGGGGUCUGGCUCGCCAUGCUGCCAACCAUCCCUUGGAGAUUCUUUAAGAGUCACUUAGCUAGUACAAGUUAAUGGCUUUUGAAUAUUGUUAUUGCUUUUACUGGUAGGAUGUUCUGAUUGUCACAGACCUCCAGAGUAAGUGUAACACUGGUAAAAUCAGUAGCAAUGCUCUCUGUCUACAGACCUCAUUAAGAUUACAUGAUUCAACCUAUUUAUCAACAGGGAAUAAAGGGGAUAAGUAGAUUUAAGUUUAUAGUUUGUGUUUUAUUAGUUUGUUUCAAGGCUAUUCGCAACAACACCUACAAACCUUUAAUUUUAUUUUUAUUUACAAAACUACGUUUUAUGCUCAAAUGAUGCCAAUAAGCCUGUUCAUCAUCUCCUGCUCGUGAGAGCCACAGACUUUAGAGAGUUAGAAAGGGACAGACAGAUCAUAUCACUCCUUACAAAGUUCUACUACAGGCAGCUCUCAGCUUGGCGCAUGCCCUGCAGUAAGGUUACCAGGCAGAGGGAGGCGCUAUCUCCUCACCACAGAGCUCAAGACUCACCUCAGUUGCGAGAGGAGGGUACUGGUCAGUCUGUGAUUAAACAAGAGAAAGGUGGCCAUGCAGGGUUGUGUGUUGCAGAUGUGAAUAUCUUUAUGGCCGGCCUGUUUCACCCUGUUGAUGGGGCUGUCCAGAGGAUUCUACACUUUCUCAGGGAUGCUGGCAUCUGGAAAGCAACUUUCCAUUAGAAAAAAUGAAAUAAAAAUAUUA
Molecule: messenger RNA, 1462 nt
Organism: Paralichthys olivaceus (Japanese flounder)
Lineage: Eukaryota; Metazoa; Chordata; Actinopteri; Pleuronectiformes; Paralichthyidae
Gene: crybb1l3
Product: crystallin, beta B1, like 3
Biological process (GO): lens development in camera-type eye; visual perception
Molecular function (GO): structural constituent of eye lens
Source: RefSeq, a predicted model, not a curated record